Messenger RNA from Hermetia illucens (black soldier fly), 2627 nucleotides. RefSeq lists its product as uncharacterized. Gene Ontology annotation, molecular function: acyltransferase activity, transferring groups other than amino-acyl groups. The record is from RefSeq and is a predicted model, not a curated record. NCBI's taxonomy places the organism in Eukaryota, Metazoa, Arthropoda, Insecta, Diptera, Stratiomyidae. The transcript has 6 exons. Bases 639 to 1673 code for a protein of 344 amino acids.
GUGGUUGCACAUUCGCUUCCUGUUCGCAUGAAACAGAUUUACUUCAGCUCAAGAGCCGGUCGCAUUAAAUCGUUGCGUGUCGGGUAGAGCGCUGUCCACCUUUUUGUACUAUUGCCGCUGUGUCCUGAAUUAGUCCUGCAGCAUUUUAUAUAGUCAUUUUCACGGCAAAUUUCGGCAAGUGUAUUUUCUUGUGAUUUGUUGGUUCGGGUAGUUCAUGUAAUCGAUAAAACCGGAUUUUUGAACGUGCAUCCACAAGGGAGCAGCGGCCAAAUUACUAAGGGUGGCUCGCGACUGAGGCGGAAAGUGUGCCACUUGGAAGCAAGGAGACACCAUUAGAGUGUUCCAAACGAGCGAAAAAAACAUCGAAAUUAUCCAAAUAGUUCAAUAAAUUAGUGCCGAUCAAAAAUUUGAAUUGGGGACGGCCGGGGGAGGUGUGUCCUGGGGCGGGCAGAACACCAACCUACCAGCAGUCAGACUCCUCCAUAAGGCCUACCCAAGUAUCUACUUGUGCGAAUAUUUACGGUUUUCGUCGGUUUGUGAUUCUUUCAAUGAUUAGUCUGUAAAGUGAUCUGUGAUUUACCAAAAAAUAGUGAAUGUAAUUUCAAAGUGGUGCAAUAGCUAAGGGAACAGAAUUUCAAAUGGAAAUAAUUGCCGAGGGGAAACAUUUUCGCCUAGUGGAAGAUUCGGAGCUCCCAGAAAUAUUGGAGUACUUGGAACAAUUUUUACCGGAGUCAUUAAAGUUUCAUCAAACAAUUAGAACGUACCUGAAUGAUCGAGUCUGGCAAUUUUACUUUUAUGUGACGAAAGAUUGGCCGGAUAAUCCCGUCUGCCUGCAUUUCCCAGGGUGCACCUUGACCCCGAAUGAUGACACAUAUGAAAGUUUUGGCAUAUUCUGUCCAUCAAAUCAAAUCGAAUGCAUUGAUCUCCUCCGAACUGAAGACGUUUUGAUCGAUUGGAAGAAACCAUUGUACCUGAACUUCACGCACAAGGCUAUCGUUAAUCAGAUAGAGUCAUUUUACACAUUGGAUGGAGGUACAAUGGAAAAACUCGAAGGUGAUGUAUACGUCUACAAUAAGCUCCCAGAGGAUUUACAGGUUGACGAGCUACAAUCCGAUGAGGUUGAAAUGCGUCCGCUCACAAUUGACAAUGCUAAAGUGAUCCAUGACUUAUAUCCGGCCAGUGAGGUAGAGUGUGUGGCUGUUUUUGAAAAAUUGAUUGAAACCCUUCCGGGUAUUGGUAUAUAUCGUAAGGAUACAGGGGAAAUAGCUGCUUGGAUGGUGCAUUCCUACUAUGGUGCCAUGUUUUCUAUGCAAACGAAACCGGAAUUCCGGAGAAAGGGGUUUGGCAUUCACUUAGCUAAAAACCUAACGAAACAGGUAAUCUUUCGUGGAUAUCGUCCAUUUGUUGUAAUUCGUCCUGAGAAUGAAGCGUCGAGAAACUUGUAUACAAAAUUAGGAUUUACCAAGGCUUAUGAAAUGAUUCGUGUGACAAUGAAACCGCAACUGAAAUCUCCAUUAAAUGAUUACCAGCCAGAUGGUAACUGCAAUGAGAAUGACAUUGAAACGUUGCAGAGAGAAUUGCAAGAUAUGUGCAGCAAUGGAUUCGGGAAAUCUACUGAGGAAAUCAACGGCGGGACUAAUGGGAUCCUGGCAGCGGAGGAGAAUUCAAACUAAAUUCACUUGAAUGUCAGUAAACAAUUGUUUAAAAAAGAUUUCUGCACAUAGAACGCUUAGAGGUUACUUCUGAAAAUUUAUAAGUAUUAAGUAAUGUCAACAUUCCAACGCACUUCAUAAGUCAUGGCGCGGGUCAUAGAUGCAAAGAUGCAAGAUACAUUGAAGUCGACGUCAAUAUUCACUACUACUACCUAUGAACGUUAAGUUUUUUGAAAAUUUUCUGCGUUUUUACAUGGAGGCGAGGGAAAUUCAUUCUAAUAAAUUUAUAAUCAUAUACACAACACAUGAACUUCUAGUCAUUUAUAAAUUUAGUGGUUAAGUAGGUGCAUGGCUACUACAUUGAAUUUGUAUCGAAGAAAAUGUGAUUUAUUCUGUAAUACGUAUUGGGCACGCGUUUCCGUUUGUAGAACAAUAUAUAUACUUCAUUGCAUAUUAUUUGAGCGGUCUUGGCAAUGAGAUACGAGUAGAUAUGACUUUUGGAUAAAACAUUUCAUCACAUUUGAGCUUCCUUCAACAACUAGAAUUGACGUAGAGAGAGAACAGCUCCUACACCCUAUGCGGAGCAUACUUAGCACUUUGCUACUAAUUGUCAUCAUCGAGGAGUCUUUCGGACCAUUUUUCCUAAUUACGUAGUUUAGUUAACGUUGAAUAAUAAUUAAAGACAUAGAGUGUUACACGUUUUAAAUUCUCGCUGUAGACACUACCGAAUUGUGAUGAUAAUAAACUGAAUAGAAACUUGAAACCUUAGAAUUCAUAUCAUCAUGAAUUUAUGAACCGAAUUCACCGUCUUAUGUAUAUUGAGAUGAUAUGAAUAGACAACCAACGCCUAAGUGACGUCUUGAUGACAUGAACGAACAAUUAUAAAGUUGAGCAAACAUAAUAUAAUGUGCUUUAACAAAACCAUAUCUUUUAUUUAAAUGUGAAUAUACAUAAUAAAUGUGCAUUUAAUCCAAA